AAGCAGAAAGAUUUGUGAAAAAUCUCGAGAAAAAUGAAUGAAUCUGCGUACACUACUUGUACAGUGAUUCUAGAUCCAUAGUGAACAUUGUAAACAAUCCGUAGAGUACAGUACAAAAAUACAUAAAGUUUAGAGUUCAGGAUAUUCCAAAAAGUUAUAAAAUUAUCAACCGCGAAGAGAAUAAACCUUUUAAGGAUAUGACGCGUGAGACAAAUACGCGGCCCACACACACAAGAAUGCGCGAGUACAAGAUAGUCGUGCUGGGUAGUGGAGGGGUAGGCAAAUCAGCUCUUACAGUACAGUUUGUUCAGGAGCAAUUUACCGCUAUGCGGGACCUGUACAUGAAGAAUGGACAGGGUUUUGUACUGGUGUACAGUAUAACAGCACAAUCAACAUUUAACGAUCUUCAAGAUCUUAGGGAACAGAUCCUUAGAGUCAAGGAUACUGACGAUGUCCCUCUAGUCCUGGUUGGGAACAAAUGUGAUCUUGAAGAUGAACGAGUUGUUGGGAAGGAUCAGGGAAUGAACCUGGCCAGAUCCUUCAGUAACUGUAGAUUUAUGGAAACCUCUGCUAAAGCUAAGAUUGGAGUUCAGGAUAUUUUCUUUGACCUCGUGAGGCAAAUCAAUAAGAGCACUCCGCUGAAAAAACCGCGAAAAUCUAAACGCAGCAAAUGUGGGUGUACUGUUCUUUAGGUUAAUACACUUUUAUUUUGCAUGCUAGCUUUAGUUUUAGUUUUAGUUUACAUAG
This is a messenger RNA of Eurytemora carolleeae, 747 nucleotides long. Its product is annotated as ras-like protein 3. Gene Ontology annotation, cellular component: plasma membrane. Gene Ontology annotation, biological process: negative regulation of synaptic vesicle exocytosis; Rap protein signal transduction; cellular response to cAMP. Gene Ontology annotation, molecular function: GTPase activity; GTP binding; GDP binding. Lineage: Eukaryota; Metazoa; Arthropoda; Copepoda; Calanoida; Temoridae. The record is from RefSeq and is a predicted model, not a curated record.